Molecule: messenger RNA, 306 nt
Organism: Microsporum canis CBS 113480
Lineage: Eukaryota; Fungi; Ascomycota; Eurotiomycetes; Onygenales; Arthrodermataceae
Exons: 1
Coding region: 1-306 (101 amino acids)
Source: RefSeq, a predicted model, not a curated record
AUGUCUGCCAACAACACCAACAACACUCCACCGGCGUAUCCAGCACGCGUCACUUGGAUCCUGCGGCCAAUCAAUUUGGUCAUGAUCAGAGACCCGGCCAUCAACGGAGGCCGUACUUUCUUCGUGCCUCUGGUACCACCACCGCCGCCACCACCACCACCACCACCACGCCGCAUAAGUCUCAUUAUGCGGCCAAUCGGCAUGGUCUUGAUAAAAGACCCCAACAUCAACGGAGGAGUUUCGUUCCUCGUGCCGCUCAACGACGGGUACCCGCCGGCACCGCCGCCUUCCCUCGCCGGGGAAUAA